This is a messenger RNA of Purpureocillium lilacinum, 429 nucleotides long. RefSeq lists its product as uncharacterized. The record is from RefSeq and is a predicted model, not a curated record. Lineage: Eukaryota; Fungi; Ascomycota; Sordariomycetes; Hypocreales; Ophiocordycipitaceae.
AUGUCGGAAAUGGCGAAGGACAAACCAAUUCUAUUCCCUGCCAGCGGGCUCAUUUCUCCGGCUUUCGCCGACCACAUCCUCAGGUCCAUCCGCCUCAAUGGCCCGGUUCUGGAGGCCAUGGGUGUCUUCGGUCCUGGAGUGCGCCAUCUUGAACUCAAGCUCGACGAAAAUCUUGGCCUGACUGUGCCUGGCAUGCCCUCCCGCCACAUGUUCGAUAAGAUGUCAGAAGCCGAAAUUGCCGCCGCCAAAGCGAAAGUCUGGGCCCCCGCGGAGGCCAGGAAGAGCAGCACUGGGGAGAUCAGGGUCACCGACAAGAUGCUCAUUGAGCUGAUGGGACUCCUGCUGCCGCACCUCGGAACCGUUCACGUGGCCUACCAGAUGCUUCACGACUAUGUCUCAGUGCUGCUGACUCACGGCGAGGGAAAAUGA